This is a messenger RNA of Oikopleura dioica, 573 nucleotides long. The record is from the annotation of a GenBank genome assembly. NCBI's taxonomy places the organism in Eukaryota, Metazoa, Chordata, Appendicularia, Copelata, Oikopleuridae.
AUGGCUGAUAAAAAAUCAGCGAAAAAGGGAAAUGAAGAAGAUAAGCCAGUCACUAUGGAUGGUCUCAAAGGUCAGCUUUUGCGAUUUGGCGAGCACAACAUCCUCUCCCUUCGAAAAGAGCUCCACGCGGCAGUCGAUGAAGAAGCCCGAUUUUCUGAUCCAAGCCAAAAGGACAUCCGAAAACAGCUGAUGGACAAAGUUCUUAUGGCUGUUUUGAUGAUAACCAAACUCGAGGACCAAGUAAACGAUCAUAAGAAACACGUGGUCGAUUUGAACAAAAAGAGCAAGGAUUUGAAGCUGACCUUCAAUGUCCAUAAAGAAAAUGUCGAGGAACUGGAAGCACACAAGAGACAAUGCAAUCAAAAGAUUUCGAAUCUGAGGGCGGAGAAAAAAUCGCUAGAAGAAUAUGCUCAAAUGCAGAAAACUGAGACAGAUAAAAUGAACGCUGAAAUGGCUCCAUACAAAAAGCAAAAUGCAAUGCUGAUGAACAUCGUUUCCGCAGCCGAAAAGGGUCACAACAUGCUGCUGACAACAAUGUCCAGCAUCAACAAAGAGAUCAGUUCUGGCUUGUAG